AUGGCAGCCUGGGUCAGUGGUAGUGAGGAGAGACAUUAUGACAUGAAAUUCCCACCAUGUCCCGUCAAAUUGAAGGAUGGUGAUACAUGCUGCUCUAUCUCAUCGGUAUCAUUGGAUGAAUGGGCUGAAUGCAGAAAAAGAUUCCUCUUUUUAACUCCACCCAAUGAAAGUGUAGACACUGGAAAUGGUUCCCUACUGCUUGAUGAUCAAUUUCGUGGUCAGUUAUUUGUUAAAGGUACCUGGGUUGCUGAUUGGAUUGAGGAUAAUUUGCAUACUGGUGUUAAUUUUUGUGAAUUGAGAAUCGAUAGAGAUAGAAAUGCUGUAUCUCAGCCAACCGAGAUUGAUCAUAAGUUGAGUUCUAUGUGGCCACGUGCUUUAGAACAAAGAAGCGAUUUAGCUGGCAGAUACUUUGAUUUAUUGGCAAAUAAUCCUAACUGUAGAGAUGUGAGGCAUGCCAAUACAUAUGCCAUGACAGAAACAACAGCAGCUCUGAUGGCUGAACAGUUCCGCAAAGUGAAUGACGAUGCCUUUCCAGUAAUUGACUCUUUUGCCUGGCAAGAACUUGGUAAAGUACAAGAUGAAAUACAGAGAAAGGUCGUGCGCUGCAAUCAAACCUUGCUGAAUCUUUUACACAAAUCUGGUCGCUACACUACUUUAGAAGAAGCCAGGGAAGCCAUGAAAACCAAAACACUGCUUGUGAAACCAUUUGCACGACUUACUGAUGAUCAACGAAGUAUUUUGCAGCAUGGAAUAAAGUUAGCUAAUCUAGUUGAACCAAAAUUAGAAUUAUCUAUGAUAGAUGUCAUUGACACCAAAGAUGAAGAGAAACCAGUGAUUCGUGAUAAGAGAAUAGAGCUUCCUUUUUGGAUGCUGGAUAUCGAAAUCGUUCACAAGUUUGGAAAAAUGUGUGGAGCUGAGAAAUGCUUAUGCAGAGAAAUUCGUAUCUGUAACAGUCUUAUCACACUGCGUAGAGAUCACAUUCCACAGAAGGUUACCAAGCAUUCCAGAGAACCAGGCAUAGACCAAUCCAUUAUGAAAAUUGUGUCUCACUUUGUUAGUCCUGAGUGUCAGAGGACAUCUCCUUACUGCACUGAGUUACAUGCAGUUGGACAUGUUCUGGACUACUCUGAAACUCAUGCUCAUUGUGUUACAGUAGAAGAAGAACUAAGAAGUAAAAUAAAGAGAUUAGAGAUUGAUCUCAUGGACUAUGAAAAAAAUUUCCAAGAUGAACUUAAGAAGAUGCGUGGAAAUAAUGCCAUUUUGGAGAAACAACUGAUGGAUUCAAUGGUCAGGAACACAGACUCUGAUUCCAGGAUCAAGGAAAUAGGAGAACAAUAUGAAAAACAAUUUCAAGAUCAAAAAAGAAGAUGGCAGAAAUCAAUUCAAGACAAAGAUGCACAUAUUAAGGCACAAGAAGAUGAUAUUUUGGAGUUAGAAAAAGAUUUGAAUCAUAAGAAUCAGCUACUGGAUAAUAGAGAAAAGCAGUUGGAAGGGUACUCCAAGACAUUGGACCAUAAACACACUGUGAUGGUGGAGAAGGUCACACACUAUAGAGACAAACUUAAAGAAAAGGCAAACGAUGUACUUACAGCUAAUAGAACACAAGAAUAUGCCUCCACUCUUUGUAACGAGGUUGCUAGUAUUUGUAAAGACAUAUGCACAGAGUUAGAGGCUCAGCCCUAUAUUUGCAACAUUUGUACAAUUAAAAGAAGAUCACAUGUGUUCUUGCCAUGCUCACAUUACAAGUUUUGUGAAGACUGCGCACAUAAACUUUUCAAAGAGAAGAAAGGAUGUCCAAUCUGUAAACAACCCAUUGCAAGUCUAACAAAGAUAUUUGAAUAGUUAGAUAACUAGGCAAGCCAGAGUGCAUUAUUAUUUGUUUGAAUGCAUCGUGUCUCGAUCUUGUCAUCAUUUUGUAUUUCUAUUAUAGAUAGUGAAAUAGAUUACAUUACAUGACAUUUACCAACUGCUCUUUUAGCAAUGACAUCUUGUCCACAGUCAGCUGGCGUACAAGUGAUAAUAAAAUUUACUGAUAUUUACUAUA
This is a messenger RNA of Saccoglossus kowalevskii, 2044 nucleotides long. RefSeq lists its product as uncharacterized. Gene Ontology annotation, molecular function: ubiquitin protein ligase activity. NCBI's taxonomy places the organism in Eukaryota, Metazoa, Hemichordata, Enteropneusta, Harrimaniidae. Gene Ontology annotation, biological process: cell cycle; protein ubiquitination. The record is from RefSeq and is a predicted model, not a curated record.